Neopelma chrysocephalum (saffron-crested tyrant-manakin) is the source of this 5797-nucleotide messenger RNA. RefSeq names its product membrane associated ring-CH-type finger 1 (gene MARCHF1). Lineage: Eukaryota; Metazoa; Chordata; Aves; Passeriformes; Pipridae. Gene Ontology annotation, molecular function: zinc ion binding; ubiquitin protein ligase activity; MHC protein binding. Bases 330 to 1931 code for a protein of 533 amino acids. Gene Ontology annotation, cellular component: lysosome; early endosome membrane; late endosome membrane. The transcript has 10 exons. Gene Ontology annotation, biological process: immune response; protein polyubiquitination; antigen processing and presentation of peptide antigen via MHC class II. The record is from RefSeq and is a predicted model, not a curated record.
UGGGGCGCAGGGUGCAUCCCGGCGGGAGUCCGACCCGCCGCCCCGGCAGCGGGCUCCCCGCGGCACCUCGUCCCGCCGCUGUUUGUCAGGGAGAAGACAAUGGGAGGUUCUGAGAGAAACAUUAUUUAAGUCAAGAUAAGCAAUGUUCAGUGCUCUCUCCUUGUCCACUGGGUCAGCCUUCGGUCAGCCUUCUUUUUGUGAAAGGCUAUCGGGAAAUGAACCCAGGAAGUAAUGUGAAGGGUCAUGUGAAGCUCUGUCAUAGCAGAAAUUUUCUAAAAGAUUGCUUUACCUAAUUUCAGAAAUUGAGAAGGGAUAAGUGGAAGGAGAAAAUGUUGGGCUGGUGCCAAGCGAUAGCUCGUAACCCUCACAGACUUCCAAACAGCACAAGAACACCCGAGGUCUCAGGUGAUGCUUCACAUAACUCUUCUUUGAAUGAUAAAUCCCCAGGCCGUUCCACAAGUCGAUCAAGUAAUAUUUCAAAGGCAAGCAGUCCUACAACAGGAACAGCUCCCAGGAGUCAGUCACGGUUGUCUGUCUGCCCUUCCACUCAGGACAUUUGUAGAUCUACUACCUUGCAUGACUUGUCAGAAGAUGAGCUUGAACAUGCAACCCCUGUCAUGGUGCUGACCCCUUCUAAUAGGGAGUCUGGUAAGAAACACGUAAAGCGAAGGUUUAGGCGGAAAAGAGAGACUGGAGACAAUGGUGAGCACACAGAAAAGCAAGGAAAGGGGAAAGACUGUAAACUGCAUCCUGAGCCUCCGAGAUCCAGCUGGAAUGCAUCUGAUUCAUCAUCAUCUUCGGAUGAGAGUCAGUGGGCUCAGGCUAGGAGGAGAGCAAGAGAAAAGGCCAGACUGGCCAGGAGAGGGAGAAGAAACAAUAGAUCAUGCAGUAACCAGGAUGGGUCCUCAAGCAAUAAUGCUGUUGAACUUGUCACCUUGGGGACAGUGGGAAAAAAGAAACAAGAGGUAUCUGACCCUGAGAAUCCUACUUUAAACCACCGCCGAAGGGUUCCAAGGCUUAAGGAAUCACAGUCUUCAGCAUCAUCUCAGGAAGCAAGGAUUUCCUCAAGAAAAUGUGGGAAAAGCAAAGGGAAAAGCUACCACAGAGAUCGUCAGCCUGCACGUUACUUUAGACACAGUAAAGAUUUGAAGGACUCCUUUGCAGAGGCAGGCUCUGGCAGUGAUGCUCUGGCAGUCCCAGAUAAUGGAGCACCUGCUGGGGCAGGGCCCACUGUGCCUCAUGCUGUUCAGAAGCCUCCAGUGUUCUAUGAUGACUGGUCUGAUGACUUAGAAGUGUGCAGGAUCUGUCACUGUGAGGGAGAUGAUGAAAGUCCCCUCAUCACACCAUGUCGCUGCACAGGGACCCUGCGCUUUGUUCAUCAGGCCUGCCUGCACCAGUGGAUUAAGAGCUCGGACACACGCUGUUGUGAACUCUGCAAGUAUGACUUCAUAAUGGAGACCAAGCUCAAACCUCUUCGGAAGUGGGAGAAACUACAGAUGACAACAAGUGAGAGGAGGAAAAUAGUGUGUUCAGUCACAUUCCACGUAAUUGCAAUUACCUGUGUUGUUUGGUCAUUGUAUGUUUUAAUUGAUAGAACCGCUGAAGAAAUUAAACAAGGCAAUGAUAAUGGUGUCCUUGAAUGGCCAUUUUGGACAAAACUCGUUGUAGUGGCCAUUGGAUUCACAGGGGGCCUGGUCUUUAUGUAUGUGCAGUGUAAGGUUUAUGUGCAGCUGUGGCGCAGGUUGAAAGCCUACAACAGAGUGAUCUUUGUUCAGAACUGCCCAGACACCAUCAAAAAACUGGAGGAGAAAAAUUCUUUGUGCACUCAGAGCUCAGACAUCAAGGAUGCAGUGGUGGUGCCAGUAGCACAGACAGGUACAAACUCUCAGCCAGCAGCGGAAGGAACGACAUCUGAGGUCAUGCCAGUUUGACAGAGACAGCAUUAUUUCUUCUUUGCAGAGUAAGGUGUAGUGUAUUCUACACUACAAAUGCUACAAGAAAGUAGAAAUGACUUUGCAUUUUUUCAGUUAAAAAAAACCAACAAAAAACAACAACAAAAAACCCACACGAAAACCAAAACCCUAUGAGGAAAAUGGAUCCAGCAAAGCAACUUGUUACUGUAUGGAAUGUGACCGUUUGUGGAGUAGUUUUGCAACUAGUCAGCAAGUGUAGUGAAAGUGGAAGUGUAGAAAGUGCAAUAGACAACAGGUUUAACAGACAAUGCCAAACCAAUGUGACAAAAGUACUUUUUUUUUUUUUUUAACUGGGAUGGAUGGGAAAGUAGACAGACCUGAUAUAAUAACUUUGUUUACAGAGAACCAAAACCUUUAAUCUGUUUACUACUGAAAGUUGUAUUUGCUAUUUAUCUCUUUAAAUAUAUGCUUCAAAGAGUACCAAUCCAAUCAUAUGCAUUAACAAAUCCAAGUAUAGAGAGCUCUAUCGCAGCACUCACUCUCUAAGCUUCAUACGGUAACGCACGUUCAUGUGACUGUAGCGAAGCCUGAAUGCUUGGACAGCUGUGUCAACUAAGGAUAUUUUAACUGUGCCUGUAUUUUUGAAAAGUAAACAACUCCAACCAGUAUAAACUCAUAUAAUAUACUUACAGGUAUAUUUUUAAAUACAGCUGUCAGCAACAUAAGUACAGGGAGGAGAUAAUAUGUAGAUAUGCAUUUAAAAGAGCAGCUCUGCUGUUUAUUUUACCAAUAAGAGUGAAUUAGACAUAAAUUUGAUAUGCAAAGUAUUGAGGCAGAAUUGUAAAUGAAAAAAAAGCAGUUUACUGCAUGAUCACAUGAAAGUAAAUUGACUAUUAUCAAAGGUCUGAAAAAGGAUGACACAUACUGAAGAUGGAAGCCAUUUCUGGUUUUAUUUUUUAAGAUUCACGAUACAGAAAGGUAGAUGUAAGAGAACAUACCUACCUACAUAUCUUAAGGAAAUAUUAGGUUUUUUCUCCUUUUUCUGAAAAGUUAGUUUUUAUCUUCCUGGCUGAAAAAACAAAUCAAUGGUUUCCUUCUGUACAGGUAAACUUGAGGUGUUAGAGGUUCAACAGUUCAUUUGUUAACUUCGUGUUUUGAGCAUUGUCAUAUAAAAAUGAAGUGUGAAUAGCAUUAAAAGGUGCAAUAGAUAAAUGAAUGUAGAUAUAAUACUCUGUCCAACAGGGUGAAUUAUAUAUAAAGAACCAAUUUUGUGAUUCACUUUGCAUACCUGUGGUGUUUACCAUCAGGACGCAAGCGCAAGUAUUGACUUGGAGUAGUUAUGUACUGGUGUGGACAAGUCUGGGGCCUGAACAUAAUGUAUAUUUAAAAAGUUAAAAGUUGUGGGUUUUUUUUAAUCUUGUAUUUAGGUAAAGGAGGAAAAGCAAACAAGCAGAUAAAGAACCAGAGUAAAGAGGAUAGGAGAGCACAACUUCUUUCUAAGGGGGGGUAUCUGCCACAAUUACAAGUAAACUAGAGUUCUACAGAAGGCUUGAAGUUUCUAAUAAUAAAUUUUCUCUUUAUAUACUCAAGUAUUUAUAAUGAAAAAGCAGAAUCAUCCCUUUCUUGCAAAUAUCCAGCAUGCUGGGCCUAAGAUGUACUGGAGUUUUUAUACUAGGUAUUCCUUUGUAAUGUUUACUGGCUUAAGGCUCAGGGAAUACUGGAAGUAGCAGUAUUAGCAAGAAAUGUGUCUAAUCAAAUCAUUAUGUUCUUUUGUAUUGCAAUUGCUCAUGUAAUUUGGCUGUAACUGAGUGAUUGUCAUCUGGCUAGACAACAAAAUCUUGGUGCUUGAAUGGAUCCUAAACAGAUGUCAGUAUUUGCUGUAAGUUACUCCAGGUGAGUUGGAUUAAUGUUUUUUUAUGUAAUGACACACACUUUUUAUAUAAAAUAACUUCCCAGUUAUACAACUGCAGAUCACAAUUGCAGCAGUUUGUCCUUUGAAAUGACAUACAAGAGAAACCAAACCAUUUCUCCAUUUAAAAUUGUGGAGGAGACUUCAGAAGGUCUCCAGAGAAUGACAGCAGUACUAACAAAUGCCACAUAACUGCACAUGUUUAAGACAGUCUGCAACAACAUGGUUUACAAGAAGUGUAAAAGCUAAUUGCUAAAAGGUAAAUCUCGUGCUAUCUGAAGUUAGACACUUAAAAUUACUAACUGCAUUUGAAUGUGUGGAAGGAUGUUUACAAUAUACCUGAUGAAUCAUAGCAAAAUUUACUGACAAUGUUAUUAUGAAGGAUAAUUAAGAGCUUUCUGAAAUAAUAGUUUCUUACUAUGUAACAGUAACCCUGGUCCUUUAAGCAGCUUGUUCUUUGACCUGCUGUAGCAUCAUGACCCCACUGAAAGUACUUUAUCCCUAUUUUGUCAGUUUAAAGGAGACUAAUUCGCAUUAGGGUUUUUUACUUGAACAAGUAUAAUUUAACUCAAAGAAGAAAAUACCUGAGGCUUCCAAAAGCAGAAUGGUAACGUCCAACAAAAUUAUUGUACGUUUUUAAAAACACACUGAAGAGUCACCAACAGAACAAACAACGUGCAAAAUUUUAUACUAAUGCCUUCCCCUUCAAAACACUGUUUUGGCAUUCAACUAUAUCUGCAACUGAGUUUAGUUAAAUAAAUAAAAGAAUGGAGGAAGACUUCAGUUGAAAUUCCUCCUCUCCCUUUGAAAUACUUAAUGUGGACAGCACGAAAAGAGCAAAAUGGGACACUGUGCUGAGAUGGACAAUGAGCCAAGGCAUCAGCAAGAGAGGUUUCAGCAAGCUUGAAGCAGUCUUUAACGUUUUAAAGUAUUACAGUAUUAGCUCGUGCAUCCCAUUCUCUUCUUAUGUGCGCUGCACAUUCUAGAGCUUUCAGGGAUUUCAUGCAGGAUUGGAAUUUGUUUCUGAAGCAGGGUACAACCUCUUUAAGAGGGCAAGGAGCUAUUCAUGCCACCAUGCCUCGGAUUCAGGUCUUCAUUAAUAAGAAAAGUGCACAAAUACAGACAUUAGACAAAUGCUUAUCAACCAGUAGUUUUUCAUUCCCAAAGUACAAUUUUCUGUAUUAAUUUAAUAACCACAGGAUUCUCUCCUAAAAAAGACAAAACCAAACAACCCCCCCCCCCCCAAAAAAACCAGUAUACCGAAGAUUUUAAGAUCCAGACUAAGACUUUGUAAUAAAGAUGACGUCUCAAAUAAAGAACAAUAUCAAACUGCCUGUGUAGCCACAGUACAUCUCAGGCAAAUAAGCCGACAGUGCAAUGUGGCCUAGCUAAACCCGCAAGGGCAGAACCUUGCUCUAAGCUGCCAUUACCAAGUAGAGCUUAAUCGGCUUCUUGUUUAAAUGAAGUUUUAAUGAAGGUAGACGGAAAUAAUCUGAUGUCAGGUCAGAUCUGGAAGUUUAAACAAGAUACUCCUAACCUGUGAACAUGCACAUUUCUGUUCCUAAGUUACAAGCAUUAAAAAGUUUAUUUCAAACUGGCAUAAACAUACCACUUUUGACUAUCAUUAGCAUUACAAAGAUUCUCAACUAGUCCAACUGUGCCAUUCACACACUGUUCUAUCUGAAGGCAGUUUAUUUUUGUUGUGUAGAAAAAAUAGUAAUUCCCCAUCACCAGAGCAGUUUAUAAUUUCUAAUAAUGCAAUGAAACUCUAUAAUGAAAAUAUUUUACUCUGUAUAAUAUUCGGAACUACAAGUUUGUGUUACUUGUUUAACUCCCUCUCUUUUGCAGAAGAAAAUGUGUAUGUUUUUGUGGGUGAAUGUGUACUGAAAGACAGAAGGCAAGGGAAACAAAAGUAAUGUAUCUGCUUAUUGUUGUGAAAAAAAUGUAUUUGUAUUAAACAAAUGACUCAAAUUAC